CAAAAAGCCACCAUGUAGUCAUCAUGGCUUCUCUCCAGUGUCUGCCUGGAGAUCCCUCGAUAUUGCCUCUCAAAGACAAAGAUUCCCAAGAAUACUUCUUUUCUUCAGAUUCAGACGACAUGGCAACCUCUGAUAAGGCUGAUGCGAUCAAGGACAAGGACAAGCUCGAUCCUGAAGUCCUCAAAGACCUCGAGAAACAUCAAUAUCUAAUGCGUCAAGCAAUCGACGUCGCUGAAGAAGCCCUCGCAGGGGGAGAAACACCUGUUGCUUGUGUUCUUGUCUACGACGGCGCAGUGGUUGCUCGUGGAAUGAAUGACACCAACCGAUCGCUCAACGGUACUCGUCACGCCGAGUUUCUCGCCAUAUCAGAAUUCCUCUCCAAAUUUCCGGCCAGCAAACUCAGAGAAACCGACCUCUAUGUUACUGUCGAACCCUGCAUCAUGUGUGCUUCUGCCUUGCGACAAUACGGCAUUCGAUGUGUCUACUACGGCUGUGGAAAUGACCGGUUUGGAGGCAACGGGAGUGUGCUGGCGGUUCACUCUGACAAAGGUCUGGAGGCCGGCUAUAAAAGCUAUGGAGGAAUCUUCAGAAAGGAAGCCAUUAUGUUACUUCGUCGUUUCUACAUCCAGGAAAACGAGAAUGCGCCAAAUCCUCGAGCGAAAGGCAAUCGAGAACUGAAGCAAGUGGUCUGAAUGAGCUGGAUAGAGCAUCUCCUCAUCAAGCCACUUGCAGCGCGGAUGGGCCAACAUCAGUGGACUUUCUGGAGCGUGGGAAUGAGAGAUGAACUGUACCUCGAUGGAAAUGAUAACCAGCAGCCUGCUAUGGUUGUGUCCCUCAUAGGUGACCCUCUUAAGCGACUGCAGGCAUAAUGAGAUAGAGACAUGAAAAAGGCAUGGAGCAAUCCAUUCACUACAAUAGGC
Exophiala xenobiotica is the source of this 920-nucleotide messenger RNA. RefSeq lists its product as uncharacterized. The coding region runs from base 24 to 692 and encodes 222 amino acids. Gene Ontology annotation, cellular component: cytoplasm; nucleus. Gene Ontology annotation, biological process: tRNA wobble adenosine to inosine editing. The record is from RefSeq and is a predicted model, not a curated record. The transcript has a single exon. Gene Ontology annotation, molecular function: tRNA-specific adenosine-34 deaminase activity; zinc ion binding. Lineage: Eukaryota; Fungi; Ascomycota; Eurotiomycetes; Chaetothyriales; Herpotrichiellaceae.